Messenger RNA from Momordica charantia (bitter melon), 1390 nucleotides. Its product is annotated as putative prolyl 4-hydroxylase 10. The record is from RefSeq and is a predicted model, not a curated record. Lineage: Eukaryota; Viridiplantae; Streptophyta; Magnoliopsida; Cucurbitales; Cucurbitaceae. Gene Ontology annotation, molecular function: procollagen-proline 4-dioxygenase activity; iron ion binding; L-ascorbic acid binding. Gene Ontology annotation, biological process: peptidyl-proline hydroxylation to 4-hydroxy-L-proline. Gene Ontology annotation, cellular component: endoplasmic reticulum.
UUCUCAGAUCGAUCAAGAGCAAGGACAGCCAUAGCCAGAGCCAAACUUAUUCCACCAAAUUUCUCCAGCACAGCGGGCUUGGACUUUCAAGACGAAGACCAAAAAUUCGAUACUCUUCUCCAAAGGAACUCUUCAAUUUUCAGAUCUUGCUCUCAUCCGUCCUCCCAAGGGUUUGCAUCCAUGGCGAAGCACCGGCAAUCUCGUUUUCCUGCUCGGAAGUCGUCGUCUUCUUCUACUCUCAUAUUUACCUUGCUAAUUAUGUUUACCUUCGUCAUUCUCAUUCUUCUUGCCCUCGGAAUCCUCUCGAUCCCCGGCAAUUCCGGUGAUUCGCCCAAGGCUCAUGAUCUGAGCUCCAUUGUGCGCAAAACUUCCGACGAUAUUGAGGAGGAGAAAGGGGAGCAGUGGGUUGAAGUGAUCUCCUGGGAACCUAGAGCCUUUGUUUAUCACAACUUUCUGACUAAGGAGGAAUGUGAGUACCUAGUCAGCCUUGCAAAGCCUAACAUGCAGAAGUCUACCGUUGUUGACAGUGAAACUGGAAAGAGCAAAGAUAGCAGAGUUCGCACCAGCUCCGGAACAUUUUUGCCUAGAGGACGUGAUAAGACUAUAAGAAACAUUGAGAAAAGGAUUGCUGAUUUCUCCUUCAUUCCCAUGGAGCAUGGAGAAGGACUUCAGGUUCUUCAUUAUGAAGUGGGACAGAAAUACGAACCUCAUUUUGAUUAUUUCCUUGAUGACUUCAAUACAAAAAAUGGAGGUCAACGUAUAGCAACGGUGCUUAUGUAUCUCUCAGAAGUUGAAGAAGGAGGCGAGACAGUGUUCCCUGCCGCCAAAGGGAAUAUCAGUUCUGUACCUUGGUGGAACGAGCUUUCAGAAUGUGGGAAGAAAGGACUUUCUGUUAAACCGAAAAUGGGUGAUGCGUUACUUUUCUGGAGCAUGAAGCCUGAUGCUUCUCUAGAUCCAUCAAGUUUGCAUGGUGGUUGUCCUGUUAUCAAGGGGAAUAAGUGGUCUGCUACUAAAUGGAUGCGAGUAAACGAAUACAAAGCUUGAGUUUAUGCAACAAAGGUUUGGUUGACUUUUCUUGUUACUGCUCAAAGUCACAUAUGCAUUUGCUGCAGGGAAUCGUCAUUUCUAUAAUUUAACCUUGUGUGCGAGUACUCGAUCCCUAAAUCUAUGAAUUUUGAUGCGCUUAAUAUUUUACUUACGAGCUUACGUUGUCAUUGAUUUCUUGUUUAUGGCCCCUCGAGAGAAUAAGAGUUCAUAUUUUUUGGCAGAAUUUCCAGCUCCAAACCUCAGUUAUAGAUUCAUAUGAUAUGUAAAAAACCAAAGGUUUCACUCUUGAUGUACAACUCCCUUGCUAUGUUAUUCUAUUUGAUAGGAAACCCUUUUAUUUUCA